Dentiscutata heterogama is the source of this 1168-nucleotide messenger RNA. The record is from the annotation of a GenBank genome assembly. Lineage: Eukaryota; Fungi; Glomeromycota; Glomeromycetes; Diversisporales; Gigasporaceae.
CUACGGGCUUCUCCAACCUUUAGCCGACGGCCUGAAGCUAUUAGUAAAGGAAUCUGUAUUACCGAGCCAGGCCAACAAGGGGCUAUUCUAUUUGGCACCCUUCAUCACCUUGACCCUUAGCUUGUUGGGUUGGAUACCAAUCCCUUUUGCAAAAGCAUCUCCCCUUGCCGAUAUGAGCCUUGGACUCCUUUACCUUAUGGCCCUAUCCUCUUUAGGAGUCUAUGGAGUCCUGCUAGCCGGUUGGUCUGCUAACUCAAAAUACGCUUUCAUAGGUUCCUUAAGAUCCACUGCUCAGCUUGUUAGCUAUGAGCUACCAUUUGCCUUGCUGAUAUUAAUAGUAGUGAUUAUUCCCGGGAGUCUAUCCUUAUCUCACAUCAUCGAGGCUCAGGAACCGGUGUGGUAUCUUGUGCCACUAUUACCUAUCUGGGUAUUAUGGGUAAUGGUUGUUGUUGCAGAAACGAAUAGAGCGCCAUUUGAUCUCCCUGAGUCUGAGUCAGAAUUGGUCGCGGGAUUUUUCACAGAGCAUUCGGCUCUACCCUUCGCCUACUUUUUCCUUGCGGAAUACGGUUCCAUGAUUCUGAUAUCUGUCUUAAGUUCUAUUCUUUUCUUAGGAGGUUACCUUCUUCCUGGUGGCAUAUCCACUUCCCCUGUGUUAGAAUCUUUGCCUAAUGGCCUUCUUUGCCAGCACCCUGCCGAUUAUGAGACUGAUGAGAUAGUGAACUUGGCUGGUGGUUGGGCAUCCUCAGGGGGAUACUUAAGGGGGGCUUUACCAAAAUACCAAGCAAUUGGACGUCCAAUUGCCCAACACGGUAACACAUUGAAUGAUGGAUUUGAACGGAUACCAGUGACUGCACUUUGGGGAACUUCUCGUUUAGGGUUUCGUACCGUAGGAGUUCAACUUCGACAAGGGGGUAUUGGAGUUAAACGAUCAGCAAUAUCCGAAGGAAGGAGUUUGAUGUUCUUACCAUCUUUCCGUAUAUACCAGAGUUAUGGAGUUCAAAGUAGUAGAAUUCCCGCUUCGCUUAUCAAAGAUGUUAGCAGAGUAGCUCCGACAAUGCCUAGAUACUCAAAGAGACCAAAAAGGUGGAAGACAAACUCUUUAUCAUUUUGGUUGAUUCUAAGGCGAGCGUCUUUCGCAUUAAUCUCUAAGCUCCCGGGGGAUCCGUAG